Hydractinia symbiolongicarpus is the source of this 3137-nucleotide messenger RNA. Its product is annotated as putative RNA polymerase II subunit B1 CTD phosphatase rpap2. NCBI's taxonomy places the organism in Eukaryota, Metazoa, Cnidaria, Hydrozoa, Anthoathecata, Hydractiniidae. The transcript has 11 exons. The record is from RefSeq and is a predicted model, not a curated record. Gene Ontology annotation, cellular component: nucleus; cytoplasm. The coding region runs from base 362 to 1672 and encodes 436 amino acids. Gene Ontology annotation, molecular function: RNA polymerase core enzyme binding; RNA polymerase II CTD heptapeptide repeat phosphatase activity.
GUAGAAUUUCAUGAAUGAGAAACUCAAUAGUAGAAUAAUUCCUAUUUAUUGCCUGUAUGGCUGAAGCAUAUAGUACGGCAUUAGUGCAGUAAGUAAAUUUUAUAGCAACUCCUCAGAUAUUUUCCUUAAAAAUCCCCUGUUCUGCCAUCAUCACAUUCCUUUAAUACUUAUUUUACAUUUAAGAAUGUUGUCAGCCUCAAUGUGAAUAUACUAAAUAUAUUAGUCAUGAUGGUGACUGAUAAAGUGUUUGUUUUUCAACUAAUUUUGUAAUGUAUUUUGCAAUACAUUUUAUACUCUUGUUUAUAUAUGUUAACAUGGCUUAACAUGGAGAUAACAUGACUAUUAUGUGGCUACUAUGUAAAUGGGAAAAAUUGCUGUCACAUUUUAUUCCAGUGUGAAUGAAAUAACAAUGUUACAUUAUCGUGAUAUUGCUGAAGAAAGAGCAGUCUCCAAAUGGUGUGGAUAUCCUCUUUGUAAUAAUAAACUUCUAAAGUUCAAUAAACAAAAAUAUUCCAUAUCCACGUCUUCAAAUAAAGUGUAUGACUUGACAGAAAGGAAAUGUUUCUGCAGUUCAUUUUGCUUUAAAGCUAGCAAAUUUGUUGAGGAACAGAUACCACAAUCUCCAUUAUGGUUGAGAAGUCUGAGUGAUAGUGAAAAGGUACAGAUUUUGUCAACAGAAAUGAAAGCACCGUCUAAUAUUUACGACAGUCACGAAGUAUCGUUUGGAAUUGAAAAACUUAAUUUGGACAAUAUUGAAAGAGAAUGUGAGGAUGCUGAUGCUGUUGACAACGACUGGAAUGAGGUUGAAUCCAGAAAAGUUUUUGUUGUAGAAAAGGAAGACCAAAUUGUACCACGUAAAACAUUAUUAACAGAAACGUCGCCCAAAAAAAAAGUUGAAGAAAUCGACGUAGUUGAAGAAAUAAAAAAGCUAUAUCUAAUCCUUACGGCUUGGUGUAACGCGAACACGUACACUUUUCUGAAACGGUGUAAAGAGGAUAAUGAUGAUGAGAAUUUCGAAACAAAGAGAAAACGUGAUAGUAAAAGACAAUUUCAAGAAGAAGCUAUAAAUUUUUUAUCAAAAAAUCCAGAAUGGGCAAUAGAGUCAGAAACCUCAAAUAAAACAAGGGAUAAUAAAAAACAGAAAAACAUGCUGCCACCAAUAGAUGCACAAGCGCAACACACCAUUAGGAGAAGAAUCGUUAAAGGAAAGAUACAAUUAGUUUUGAACAAACUGUCACAAGUGCUACAUCUUACCAACUCGCAAAUCAGCGAUAGUGGUUUUUACGCUUUUGUUAAUACUUUUAGAUUCACCAAUCGGAAUAUCGUGUUAAAGGCAAAGCAAUGGGUGUUAAUGACGUUGUUGCUUUUACGAAUAUAUUCUUACGCCGCGGAUAAAUUUAUAGUUGAGUUUUCAAAUCAUGUGGAUAAUGUGAGCAAGUUUCUUUUGCGUGAAGGUAUGAGAGAGUAUGCUCCGAUUGAUGAAACAUCGCGUCUGUUUAUCAAAGAAUUUUUAUUUCAUGAUGAAAGUGAUGAAGAGCUGAACACUGAGGAGGUGAAGAACGCAAUUAAAAAUAAUGAGGAUGGAGAUGCAAUAACGGAUAACAACUUUUUGUUUGGUGGUGACGACAUUGAUGUUGAAUUAAAGGAGAAUGAAAUGGAAGAUCUGGACUAAGAAGACCUCAUUUUUAGCUUUUAGUUCUUUGUAAUUAGAUUUAGCUAGAAUUGUUACACAGUGUGAUUCAACUUUUUUUCUGUGAACAAUCCUUUGGAGUUUCUGAGUUUCUGUUUCACGUUGUUCUUAAGAACGCCUAAAUUUAAGCUAAGGCUUGAUGUUUUUUUACACUUCGCCGGCCUCAAAUGUUAUUUAUGUACUUCCAAAAAGUUGCGAAACUGAUACUCAUUGUUUGUAUAUUUCAUUAAUAUUUUGUAUAUUUCAUAAAUAUAUUUCGAAAACUUGUUGUAGAAAAUGUAUAUUCGUAAAAAAAUAGAAAUACAGUUAACUCCCGGUAACUCGAACCUCCAAGGGACCAGAGAAAACAAUUCAACUUUAACGAAUGUUCGACUUAAGCGAAGCUCCUAUUAAUUCGGACUUAGACAAAAAUGAGAUAUUAGUUCGAGUUAAGGCGAUUUGGUGGACAUUUUAAAAAAACAGAACUUAUAAUUUAAAAGAGGACUGUAACUUGUAAGGAAGUAACUUUUGUUACUUGCAAGAAUGUAUUAUUUUAACCCUAACCUUUUUUUCUUCAGCCUUCUCCAGCCAUUUAUCAGACGCAGCAAAACUUUCAGCAAAUUGAAGAGCCUUCUCUUUUAUCAUAUUGCCAUCAAAAAGAACAUUUUGUCUCCUUUGUAAAUAUAACCAUUUAAGAAAAGCUUUUUCAAAAUUUCUAGCUACAUUACAUACCAGUAUUCAUUUUUCGAACAUUAAUUUUGUACUUGACACUAAAAAGUUCGAGUUAUCCGAAGAAAUUACCAAGGGGGGGAACAAAAAAUGGUUCGAGAAAACGGAUGUUCGAUUUAUCCGGAGUUCAAGUUAACGAGUAGUUUUUAUAGGGAAGUAUUAGGAAAUGUCCAGGGGACAGUAUAAAGCAGUUAGAGAUAAUAAAAGUUCGAGUUAAUCGAUGUUUGAGUUACCGGGAGUCUACUGUACUUCAGAAACACUUUUAGUAAUUUUAAUGUGUAAUUGCUGACUCGCAUUAUUUUGAACUCUUUGAAAAUCUCACCCUCAACGUUCUUAUAGAAUAGGUUCUUAUAAAACGAAAAAACUUGUAAACACAGCUACGGAACUGAAAUUAUACUUGUCAGGCGCAGAUAUAGAGAUUUAAACAAGUUAGUCCAUUUUUUCACAAAAUUGGGCGUUGAAGGGCGUUAUUAAACGCCAAAAAAGCAUUUAUAAAAUGCAUGAAAAGCCAGGAUGAGGAAAAUGAAGCAGAAACAAGGGUCUAUAUAUACGCAAUUUUUAUGAAAUUGUUAGAAGCCAGUUGUUUCAUACACACACCGUUGAAGGAGUCAAAUUUUUCUGUACGCUAACAAUGGAAUCUUUGAGCAUUUUUAACCCUUCAGGACUUUAUUCAAAGAAAUACAAAUUUUGUAACCAUCUUCACGCUGGAGAGCAUAUUUCAAUAGAUUUCUGGUCAACA